This is a messenger RNA of Impatiens glandulifera, 833 nucleotides long. Its product is annotated as AAA-ATPase At3g28510-like. The transcript has a single exon. Gene Ontology annotation, molecular function: ATP hydrolysis activity; ATP binding. The record is from RefSeq and is a predicted model, not a curated record. The annotation marks the transcript as partial. NCBI's taxonomy places the organism in Eukaryota, Viridiplantae, Streptophyta, Magnoliopsida, Ericales, Balsaminaceae.
AAUAAGAAGAAAGAAGAGGAUAAGGAGAAGGCUAAAGAGAAAAUCCCUGCUAAGAUUAUGAAGUCGGAUGAUAAGGACAGCAAAGUUACUCUUUCCGGGCUUUUGAAUUUCAUAGAUGGGUUAUGGUCUGCUAGCGGCGGGGAGAGAAUCAUCAUUUUCACGACCAAUUAUGUGGAGAAGCUGGAUCCUGCUCUGGUUCGGAGGGGGAGAAUGGACAAGCAUGUUGAAUUGUCCUAUUGUGGGUUCGAGGCGUUUAAGAUUCUUGCAAAGAAUUACAUGGACCUUGAUUCGCACAGUCUGUUUCCAACUAUUGAGGAAAAACUGAAACAAGUUAAUAUGACUCCGGCAGACGUGGCUGAAAAUCUGAUGCCGAAAUCUGAAGAGGACGAUGCGUAUAGUUGUUUGGAGGGUCUGGUUAAUGCGCUGGAUAAAGCCAAAGAAGACGCAAUUAAGUUGAAAGCAGAGAAGGAGGCCAAACAGAAGAAAAAGGAAGAAGAAGCAGAAGAGGUGAAGAAGGAUGGAGAGAAUACUAUUGCUAUAGGAGAAGAAGAAGUUAAACAACAUGGAUUAGCAUCUCAUGAUUAACCAUUCCCGAGGUUGGUUCGGUUCGGUGAAAAGAAUCGACCACAACGUAAAAGACUAAAAUAUCACGGAUUUUGAUAUCGUUUGAAUAUAAUUCAUCUGCCGGAUUAUAGUAAAAUAUAUAAAAUAAAUGCAUACAUAUUUCAGUUUUAAAUGCUCUAGUUCGGCCCAUAGUUUAGGGCCUAAACCAUUGUAAGUUGUUGUUUCUGUUGUAAUUAUUAUUGGGCUUAUAAUGUUUAAGUUAUGCAAAU